Messenger RNA from Vespa mandarinia (Asian giant hornet), 5258 nucleotides. It is a transcript of the gene Dgkepsilon, whose product is annotated as diacylglycerol kinase epsilon. NCBI's taxonomy places the organism in Eukaryota, Metazoa, Arthropoda, Insecta, Hymenoptera, Vespidae. The record is from RefSeq and is a predicted model, not a curated record. Gene Ontology annotation, cellular component: membrane. Gene Ontology annotation, biological process: phospholipase C-activating G protein-coupled receptor signaling pathway. Gene Ontology annotation, molecular function: ATP-dependent diacylglycerol kinase activity.
GUGUCCACGCUUCCGGCUGACAGUGCGGUUUUUGAGUUCGUGCGAUUAGGGGUAUGUUCCUUCUUUCUCUCUCGUGAGUUUCUCAGUGAACAUCGCAAGCAUUCAUCGAGCAUUCCAAAUACGGUAGGAAGUCUUGGACGGACGUGUGCGGUCUCUCUACGGAAAAGAUUCACCUCUCGUACUUACACGCGUUUAUAUCCUUUUGAAAGGCUGUCCACGCUAACCGUUCUCGUCGAUCUUUUGCUCCGCCAUGCUCUUGCCAUGCCCUCAAUGCUUUCGAAGAUCGAUCGAGGUUUCACGCGAGUGAUAUUCAUUAUACUGGGAAGCCAUUCGUAGACAUCUUUGGACGCAUGGACAAGAAAGCCAUCGGAAAUAGAUGGUAAUACACGAACGUGUCUCCUACUCGGCGCAUCAGGAAAUAACUGGCGGUCAACAGUGGUGGAAGGUUUCGGAGCAGACGCGAGAUGGAGAAAGCAGAAAAGAUAUGAGGGGAAAAAAGAAUGAAAAGAAAUAAAUUGCCACGAUGUAUCAUGCGAUUCGAAGGAAAAAAAAAAAAAAGAAGAAAAAUUGAGAACUUAAGGCAAAGAAAGUACAGAUGAGUACGCAGGUGAAUGAACGAGGACGAGUUGAUCGAACGAAAUGUAAGGGCGAAGCGACGGCGCAAGCGGGUCCCAGUGAAUGUCCUUGGAUAAAAGGUGUCAUCGUACGGAGUAUCUGUUCACAUCUUACCGGGCAGCAUUGGAUUGAAGUUGAACCUUCUAAUACUGUCAGGUAAAGAUGUCGUCAGGAUUCCGAAAUCAACAUGCCAACAUGGCGACAACCUAGACUACGACGACGACGACAAGGAUCAUAAUAAGAAUCGACCAAGUAAACGUUCUAAGAGCGUUGCCCAUAGCGAUUUUAUACACACGUUGAGACACACGACGGAUAAUGUUACGUCUGGCUACACGGGUUCAUGCUUCUUAAAACUUCUUAAGUAGCUGAGAAUAACUUUCACGUAUAUACACAUAUACAUAGAUAGAUAGAUAGAUUGCACGUAUGGUAAAUGGUAAUACGAUAAUUAUUAUCCAUACGAUACAUGUGCAUAUAUAGAUAUGUAUACAACGAAGUUGUAUUUCAUAGGGUCUUAAUGGAUGAAUUUAUUAGUCGCACGAGACGAUCGAUUUAGGGGUUGUUAUUGACAAAAAAAAUGGGUCACAACUUUCAACCUUAGAACGGUCUAUAACUAAAUUAUUUUUUGACUCUUGCUUAGUAGCUACACGUGCUGUUUUCUCGUUCUUGUCCCUGAUAUAAAACAUCAAAAAUUGAGUUCUAUAAACACAAUUCGUAAAGUUAAGUGUAGUAUUUUAGAAUAAAAUAUCAUUGUUCAAUAUCACAGAAAUACUAAUCGAAAGUUCGUCAAUUAUGUUUAUUUCUUUUCUUUUUAUUUAUUCUUUUUGUUCAAUAGGAUACAAUUAAUAAAUCGUCUAGAUAAAAAACUAUUUAUCCAUUAUUAAAUGCAUAUAAGUUAGGAUUAUUAUAUUUAUCAAUAUGCUUUUUCCGAUUGAAUUUUAUCACCAACGAACGAAACACGACUCGAUGGAAAGACUAUAGAAUAAAAAUAUAAAAAUAUAAGACCAUAGUGGAGAAAGAUGCAUUCGUGUAGAUUCGAGAUUUCCUUUCUUUUUUUCUCCGUUAAGAAGAACCUGUACUAAGCUCUCCGAUAAAUGCGAUCGCAUCGCCGUCUUCGAAAACGUCGCGACAUCGAAAGGUGCAUCGUAAUGAGCUCCUCACGCCUGUCGUGUCACUCGUGUUGCGUGUGUUAUAUAUAUAUUAUAUUAUAUAUAUAUAUAUAUAUGAAUGAAUGUAUGUACAUGUAACAUAUUUUCUGCUCUCCCGCGACAACAUAAUCCCCAUCUAGAGUCGAACGUGUGUGAUGAUUCUCUCUUAUUCUACUCUUCUCAUUCAUCAUUUGCAGUUUAUUUAUAAGUAAAAUUCUCUCUCUAUCUUUCUCUUGCUUCGGGUAUAGCAUAGUACUGGUUUUCUGUAAAUAUUUUCACUCUGUUUCUAUGCCAGUCUUAAAAAACGAUCGAGUCUUUGGAAUUUCGUGAACCGACAACAGCGCGAUACGUAUUUUCGGUUGAUCGUGGUGGCUCGCGUGAUUCUUGCGGCAGCGGGGUCAAGAGAGAGAGAGAGAGAAAGAGAGGGUGGAAGGGAGGGAGGGGGAACAUGGAGGGCAAAGCGGGGUCGGGGAGAAUCAGCUUCAAGAGAGGAAAAGAACGAGGACGAUAAAUAAGGUGGUCGCUGUCUGCAGGCGCGCCAAGCGCUGCGUGCGCGCAUUCGUACAUAUGUGUGUGUAUGUGUAUUCGUGUAGAUGUUUGCAUACAUGUAACAUAUGUACGCUACUAUAUGCACACGUAUAUAUGUAUGAAUGUAUUACAUAUGUAAGAUACUAGGUACAUACAGCUUGCUCACAUGCUGAGGAAAGGAGAAAGAGAGAAAGACACUCUCUCUUGUGCAAGUCGAACGACCGCGCACGCAGAAACGGCAGGAGGGUUCCUACUACGAUCCUGUAUCGUGUCGGUAGGAGGUAGAAACGCGGCAAAAGCUCUCCACAGUCGUGUAGUCGUAUGCUUCGGAGUUGCUCGGAGCGGCGAACGAGUAGGCGCGUCAGGAAUGUAACGCCUCAAAAACGAUGCCACGAUCGUCGUAAAGCAUUGCGUGGGUCCGCCUCGCGACGUGGAAAUGAAUACGCCAGUGUAGAAUUAAGAAUGAUCGAAAAAUAGAUUCGAUGUGAAAGGAAUUUCGGUUGUACGUAGCAAUAUGUAUUAUAUAUUUAUCUACCGGUUUUACAAAUAGGGUUAUGUUAUUAAAACAGCAGAAUGAUAUAUACGGUAAUUAAGUGAUGCUGAUAUGAUAAAAGAGUUAUAAAGGUUGGAAUUAAUUAUAAAUUUUAAUUUACGUUGUAAUCAUAAGCACACAAAAUGUGGGAGGAAGGAUUUAAAACUAUUAUACUACCUACAUUAUCUACCAUGUUAGUUUUUGUAUUAGUUAUUAAUUUCUUUCGACGUAUUACAGAAGAAACAUAUAUUCAUAUAAGAGAUGUUACUCAAGAACAUAAUUGGAAGCCUAUUAGAAAAGUAACUAAGUCAUAUUACUGCAGUAUUUGUGAAAGUUUAUUACUAAAUAUCAAUGGUUUAUUAUGUGAUUCAUGUGGAGUAUGUGCUGAUCUUGGAUGUAUCAAAACAGCAAACAAAAUACUUCGUUGUAAAGCUAUUACUAUGGAUAGUAAUGAGCAAUUGCUACAUCAUUGGAUUAAAGGUAAUUUACCAGUAGUAGCAAUGUGUGAUAUUUGUAACGAAGAAUGUGAUACAGAACUUGGGCUUAUGGAUUGGUGGUGUUGUUGGUGUCAAAGAACCGUUCAUGAUUCUUGUAAACUUUCUAUAUCUGAGGUAUGUGACUUUGGUAGAUUUAGAUUAAUGAUAAUCCCACCUCAAAGCUUAAAGGCUAUAAGUAAACGCAGAAGAAUGAGACGCAAAUUAGAGCUACAUUCAGUUAUUAAACCUAAUUGGCUUGGUUGGAAUCCUCUCAUUGUUGUUGGGAACAGAAAAUCUGGUAAUAAUGAUAGUGAAGAAAUUUUAUCAUUAUUUAGAGGAUUAUUAAACCCUGCACAAGUUAUGGAUUUAGCAGAACAAGAUCCAACUGCAAUACUUACGUGGUGUCGUCUACUUGGAGAUACUCUCUGUACAGUUCUUGUUGCAGGGGGUGAUGGUACCAUUGCCUGGUUACUUAAUAUUAUUCAUAAAUUACAAUUAAAUCCAGUUCCAGCUGUAGCAAUACUUCCUUUAGGAACAGGAAAUGAUUUGUCCAGAGUAUUGAAAUGGGGUAAAGAGCAUGAUUCGAAUUUAGAUCCUAAUGACAUUUUACAAAAGAUAGAACUUGCAGAAAGGGUUAACUUUGAUAGAUGGAGUGUAAAAGUAAAACCACACAAUGGAUUAGGAUCUACAGGAUCACAAUCAAAUCUUUUUAUGUAUAAUUAUCUAAGCAUAGGAGUGGAUGCACAAGUAACAUUAGACUUCCACCGCACAAGGCAAAGCCGUUUUUAUUUGUUCAGUCAUAGAAUUUUUAAUAAGUUAUUAUACAUAUGCUUUGGUACACAACAAGUCAUGGAAAGAGAAUGCAAAAAUCUUGACAAAAGUUUAGAAGUGUACUUAGAUGGCAAAAGAGUAGUUUUACCUUCUAUAGAAAGCAUAGUUAUACUUAACAUUCCAUCAUGGGCUGCUGGUGUUGACCUCUGGAAUAUAGGAUUGGAAGAAGGACAAAACGAAGUAGGAGUUCAGAAAAUUGAUGAUCAAAAGCUAGAGGUUUGUGCUCUUUACUCAUCUUUUCACAUGGCUCAAUUACAAGUUGGUUACUCGCAACCACAUCGAUUGGGACAAGCUAGUGUUAUAAAAGUAAAACUAUUGAAAUCAUGUGCCAUACAAAUCGAUGGUGAACCUUGGUAUCAACAUCCUUGUGAGCUUAAUAUUACUUAUUGCAAUCAAGCAUUGAUGUUGAAGAAUAAAAAUUAUUAAGCCUACAUUUGUAGGCAUUAUGGGUAUAAAAAUGCAUUUAGUUAAAUAUAUAUAUAUAUAUAUAUAUAUAUAUAUAUAUAUAUAUAUAUAUCAAUAUGUAUAUCAUUAUAUAUAUCAUUAUAUAUAUCAGUAUUUAUUUAACAUUAGAAGUAAAUGUUGUAAAAUAUGUUAAAGAAAUCUAGUCAACAUUAUUUUAAGAAACAGUUUAAAACAAAUUGUUAAAUAUAAAUGUUGAGAAUAAAUUUCUUGAAACAAGUUAUAAAUGUUGAUUAAUAGAUUAUAGGAUAUUAAUAAAUGUAUAUAAUGAAUAAAAAUUUAAUAGUAAUUAAUUAUUUAUCAAGGAAUGAAUAGAUCCCUAGAGUCAUCUUUAUAGUUUGUUAUCAUCUCAAAAAAGUAGUCAUUAUCAUAUAGUUAUCAUCUCAAAGAAAAUAGUACGUAAAAAUGAAAAUGAGAUGAACUUUAACUAUGAACUAGCCUUUAAAAAGUCUAUAACAAGAUGGCCUAUCGCGCUUGCGCAUUUUUUACCAUUUAUCUCGAAAGUAGAAAAGAAGUUUAUAGCGCCACCUUUAACAUGAUUCAUUUGUAUGUUUAGUGUUCUGCUGUCAUUAUACAUGGGGUCCCAAAAUUAUUUUGUAAACACUUGGAGAGUGAACAUCGCAUUCGUAAAUCUUGAUAUGCAUUUUAUACGCAAUAUGCAAUGCCUAA